GCCGCUGUGGCUUGGUGCCUGCGAGUCGUAUCUUCCGAGUCAUUGACCAACCGGAUUCUCUUGUGGAAAGUAUCUGCUACGACUGUUUUGCCAAUGGAGAGAUAUUAUAUGACUCAACCCAGCCAUGAGAGCGUAUAAAUGUGUGGUUGGAGGACGUAAUGAAUAGGACGUCUGGUUGCGCCGUUCUCUUGCUCGGUGUCUAGGUUGUUGCUGCCGCCUGUGACUCAACUCCCACUUCGCAUCCAAAACCUUAACGCCCCGGACGGUGAGUCUUUAGGAGGCCAUGACGGGCUUCAAUGGGUGUCUGCUGAGCCCAUUGAGGCAAUCGCGGGUUCAAUUGGCCCGGCACGUCGGUCGACCGUCUUUGCGGUUCUACUCGGCGCCUUCUAACGGCUCGAUUCCGGCGGCCAAAAAGAAAUAUGUCCCAACCCAGGGCACUUACCCUCUUGGCUUCAGGACUUCCGGCACAGUAGUCGGAGUCAAGCCGGGGAACAAGACGAAACCGGACCUGGCCUUGCUGACGUCGGAUGUGCCCUGUGCUGCCGCAGCGGUCUUCACCAAGAACAAGUUCCAGGCGGCGCCCGUCACAUUCAGCCGGGCCCUCCUUCAGAAAAAGAGCAACCGGGGCAUCCAGGGUGUUAUCAUCAACUCGGGAUGCGCCAACGCAGUCACGGGCAAGGGCGGUCUGGAGGACGCCGCCAAGAUGGCCCACGAGGCCGAUAGGUGCAUCGGCCAGAGCGAUAGCACCAUCGUCAUGAGCACGGGCGUGAUCGGCCAGCGGUUGCCCAUCGACAAGAUUCUCGAAAAGGUGCCGGCAGCGCACGAGGCUUUGGGCGGGUCCCACGAGCAUUGGCUGACGGCGGCCAAGGCUAUCUGCACUACCGACACAUUCCCCAAGCUCAUGUCCCGUACGUUCAACCUGCCUUCCUCCCCAGGUGUCGAGUAUAGGGUAGCGGGCAUGACGAAGGGCGCCGGCAUGAUCCACCCCAACAUGGCCACUCUACUGGGCGUCAUCGCCACCGACGCGCCCAUUUCGUCGGCCGCCCUGCCCUCGGUGCUCAAGCACGCCGUCGACCGCUCGUUCAACAGCAUCACCAUCGACGGUGAUACGUCGACUAAUGACACCAUGGCGCUGUUGGCCAACGGCCAAGCGGGCGGCAAGGAGGUGGUGGAAGGCACGGCGGAUUAUGACGCCUUCCGUGCCGUGUUGACAGACUUUGCGGCCGAGCUGGCUCAACUCGUCGUGCGCGACGGCGAAGGUGCUACCAAGUUUGUCACCAUCCGGGUGACGGAGUCUGCUAGCGAGGAGGCCGCACGCAGGAUUGCCAGCACGAUUGCCCGGUCGCCGCUGGUCAAGACGGCGCUUUACGGCAAGGACGCAAACUGGGGCCGCAUCUUGUGCGCGACAGGAUACUCGCUUAUUUCUGAGCCCGGUCAGCCGGUCAACGAGGUCCCUAUCGACCCGGAAAAGACAAACGUGUCAUUCAUCCCCACUGACGGCACGGCGGAGCUGAAACUUCUGGUGAACGGAGAGCCGGAAAAGGUCGAUGAGGCGAGAGCUGCCGAGAUCCUCGAGCUUGAAGACCUUGAGAUCCUGGUUAGGCUCGGCAUGGGCGAUAAGCAGGCCACGUACUGGACGUGCGACUACAGCCACGAGUAUAUGGUUGAGAAGUACAGACCCGUCUUCCUCGACGACAUUGUCGGUAACACGGAGACGAUUGAGCGGCUCAAGAUCAUCGCCCGUGAUGGCAACAUGCCACACCUCAUCAUCUUGGGCAUGCCCGGUAUCGGCAAGACCACGAGCGUCUUGUGCUUGGCGAGACAAUUACUCGGCGACUCGUAUAAAGAGGCGGUGUUGGAGUUGAAUGCCAGCGAUGAGAGAGGCAUCGAAGUGGUCCGGCAGCGGAUCAAGGGGUUCGCCCAGAAGAAGGUCACCCUCCCGACCGGGCGGCACAAGAUCGUGAUCCUGGACGAAGCCGACAGCAUGACCUCAGGCGCACAGCAGGCCCUGCGGAGAACGAUGGAGAUCUAUUCCAACACCACGCGUUUUGCCUUUGCGUGCAAUCAGUCCAACAAGAUCAUUGAGCCACUUCAAUCCCGAUGUGCCAUCCUGCGAUACGCCAAGCUCACGGACGCCCAGGUGGUGAAGCGGCUAUUGCAGAUCAUCGAGGCGGAAAAGGUUGAAUACAGCGAUGACGGACUGGCGGCGCUCGUCUUCAGCGCCGAGGGCGACAUGCGUCAGGCCAUCAACAACCUGCAGUCGACGUACGCUGGGUUUGGCUUCGUGUCCGGCGACAACGUCUUCAAGGUGGUUGACUCGCCGCACCCGAUCAAGGUGCAGGCGAUACUCAAGGCAUGCUACGAAGGGAACAUCGAUUCGGCGCUCGACACGCUGCGAGAGUUGUGGGAUCUGGGGUACUCGAGCCACGACAUCAUCAGCACCAUGUUUAAGGUGACCAAGACGAUCCCGACGCUGAGCGAGCACGCCAAGUUGGAAUUCAUCAAGGAAAUUGGCUUCACGCAUAUGAAGAUCCUGGAGGGUGUGCAGACGCUGCUGCAACUAAGCGGGUGCGUGGCUCGCCUGUGCAAGCUGAAUAUGGAUCCGAAGAAGUUUGAGUUGCCGAAGAAGUGACGAGCUAGACGAGGAAAUCAAAGAUAC
Molecule: messenger RNA, 2659 nt
Organism: Chaetomium strumarium
Lineage: Eukaryota; Fungi; Ascomycota; Sordariomycetes; Sordariales; Chaetomiaceae
Product: DNA replication factor C-like protein
Exons: 6
Coding region: 284-2632 (782 amino acids)
Biological process (GO): L-ornithine biosynthetic process; DNA replication; L-arginine biosynthetic process
Cellular component (GO): mitochondrial matrix
Molecular function (GO): DNA binding; ATP binding; L-glutamate N-acetyltransferase activity, acting on acetyl-L-ornithine as donor
Source: RefSeq, a predicted model, not a curated record